AUGGCUGAAGUGCAUGAAAAUCAAGUUGACAUUAAUGAAGACAAUAAUUCUUUACAUGGGGAGGUGGAGGAGCAGGCUGGAGACAUCAUGGUGGAGCAGUCUGAGGGCAUCAUGGAGGAGCAGGCCGGGGCAGAAGAGCAGGCCGGGGCAGAGGAGGAGGCUGGAGACCUUGAGCAUGCCGAAACAUUUGCAGUAACACCAUCCACAAUAGUGUUAUGGGACUACGCACAAGAGAUCGUGCAAGACAAUAUGGAAUACACGCAAAUUUAUCCACAUGCGCCAUGCCCUGCUCACCCCCCCAUCCAAAUGUCGCGCUGCGAUAAGUACCUCCUAGCAUUGAUGGUGGAGGAUAGGCACGAAGCGAUGAUUCGGCUAUGGCAGGAGUUGAACAAGAUAGAGCACCUGUUGGGUUUGGAGCACAUUUAG
Molecule: messenger RNA, 426 nt
Organism: Suillus plorans
Lineage: Eukaryota; Fungi; Basidiomycota; Agaricomycetes; Boletales; Suillaceae
Exons: 4
Coding region: 1-426 (141 amino acids)
Source: RefSeq, a predicted model, not a curated record